This is a messenger RNA of Lottia gigantea (owl limpet), 465 nucleotides long. RefSeq lists its product as hypothetical. The record is from RefSeq and is a predicted model, not a curated record. The annotation marks the transcript as partial. The transcript has 3 exons. Lineage: Eukaryota; Metazoa; Mollusca; Gastropoda; Lottiidae. Gene Ontology annotation, molecular function: RNA polymerase II cis-regulatory region sequence-specific DNA binding; DNA-binding transcription factor activity, RNA polymerase II-specific. Gene Ontology annotation, biological process: regulation of transcription by RNA polymerase II. Gene Ontology annotation, cellular component: CCAAT-binding factor complex.
CAGUUUGUGCAGACAGCAGGUGGUCAAUUGAUCAAUGGUCAGUUUUUACAAGUUGGUCAACCUAUUCCAACCUCUCCAGGAACCUAUUUCCAGCAGAAUGGCCAGCUCGUCCAAGCAGCAUCCACUACAGAGGAGGCAUUGAAUACAUCUGUCGGUAGUGAAGUUGUCUCUAGUCCUACAUCACAGACCAUUACUACAGAUGAAAAUAACGUUGUUCUGAUGGUGCCUGGUUCAACCAAUACAACCACUGUAAACCGUAUUGCUAUACCAAACUGUGAUGAUAUUAUAGAUGAACCACUUUAUGUGAAUGCUAAGCAAUACCAUAGAAUAUUAAAGCGUAGAAUAGCUCGUGCUAAACUAGAGGCAGAGGGUAAAAUCUCAAGAUGUAGGAAGAAAUAUCUACACGAAUCUCGUCAUAAACAUGCUUUAAAACGAAUAAGAGGAAAUGGAGGAAGAUUUUUCUCA